UAUCAUUUCAAUUCAAACUUAUUACUUUAACCAUCUUUAACUUCAAAAGCAUUCAUAUCUCAAUGCUUAUCCCACUCAAGGAAUCUUGUUUACGUCUUUUAACUGCUCAUUCGUCUGGUUUAAAAGAUGUAGGAAAUUGUGUUUAUGAAUUGAUUAGACCAGUUUUAUUUGCAUGUCCACCAGAUCAAUUAGCAGAAAUUGAAGAUUUAUCACCUCAUUUGAUGUUAGAAUCAGAUGAGAUCUGGUUAUUACAUUUAAGAAGAGAUUUUCCCAACGAAUCUAAACCCCAAGCCACCCGAACCAUCGAACCAGAACCAAACUCAGAACCAUACCCAACCCAAACCAUUAAUCCAUACACGAAUGAACCAAUUGAUUUACCAAUCCAUCGAAUCCAAUACUUUACCAUCAAACAAUCCAAAGCCAAAGCCUUAGCGAACGCUUCAGCCCGACUGAGAGAAAGAACCCAAGCAAAUCGAUCUGAGUUUAGUAAACGAAAAGCGAUUUUUACAGGAGAAACUGAUCGAGGACAGUUUAGAAGUAAACGAUUGAUGAGUUCUAAUCAUCGUGGAAAUCCUUAUCAAAGUAAAUCGUUGGCUGAAAAAGCAAGACAACAAGUUAAAAAGUCUUGUGCUGUUUAUGCUAAUGCGUCUAGAUUAAAGACUCCAAUAGGAUCAGUAAUUAACCCAUCAAGUUCAUUGACUCGUUCUAUUGGAUCUUCUUCUUCUUCAAAUCCAAUCCAUCAAACCAGCACUUCUUCUUCUUCGGAUCAAACCACACCUAGAUCUCAUUUACAAAACCCUAACAUAGUAGUCAAAGUAGUCCCAUCCAAACCUUUAAUUCCUCCGAACCCUUCAAGUAGAAUCAUCAAACCUACUCCAUUCCAAUCGACCUCCAAACCCACCUUGAUGAAAGUAGUCAGACCGAUCAAUCCCAUGACCCCUAGAUCUACUAAAGAAACAAUACCGAUCAUCGGAAGUUCUUCUAAUCAUCAGCCGACUAGUUCUGGUUCUUCUGGUUCUGGUCCUUCUGGUUCUGGUUUGAUGAUCAAGAAACCAAGUAGUUUGUUUAUGCCGAAAACUAAAAAACCGCCUCCUCCUACUCCUCUUAGAUCGAUUGUUUCAGUACCUUUGAAUCAAACUUUAACUUCUACUCGUAUGUCUAGACCACCACCACCAUCAUCAUCAUCAUCAUUAAAUAAAAGAUGAAGUGGAGUUGGAGUUGGAUUGGAUACUUUUUUCUUUUGAUUUGUGUAUAUUUGGAACUUGAAUUACAUUUCUUUUUCUCUUUUAUAUUUUUUAGGGUUUGGAAUUUCUGAAUUGGUUUUCUUUUCUUUUAUUGUAUAUCUAUUGUACUUUUUUCAUUUUAAACUUCAUUUAUGAUUUUAAGCAUAGAAUCAAGAAAUGAAAAUCUGUUAUUUCAUUUUUCUAAUAAUUAAGUAAGAUGAAAUAAAUUACAUCAAGAUGAG
This is a messenger RNA of Melampsora larici-populina 98AG31, 1465 nucleotides long. RefSeq lists its product as uncharacterized. The coding region runs from base 63 to 1205 and encodes 380 amino acids. Lineage: Eukaryota; Fungi; Basidiomycota; Pucciniomycetes; Pucciniales; Melampsoraceae. The record is from RefSeq and is a predicted model, not a curated record. The transcript has 4 exons. Gene Ontology annotation, cellular component: elongin complex; nucleus. Gene Ontology annotation, biological process: transcription elongation by RNA polymerase II.